AUGUUCUUCACCACCGUCCUCACCUCUGCCCUCGCCGGCCUCGCCAUGGCAUCCCCUACCGCCCGCAUGGACCAGUCCACCAAUGGCCUUGAGCAGCGCCAAAUCCUGCCUACGCAAUGCCUCGUCAAUUGCCUCACCGUCGUGUGCACCGCCAACCCUCUCGCUUGUUCGGGCUGCCUGCUCUCGUGCCUUAACCUUGCCGCCAACGAUGCCGGCGAGGUUGUCCUUAACGCCAUCGCCCUCGAGAAGGCAGUUGGCGACAAGGUUGAGGGCUAUGUUCCUCAGACCACCACCAAGGCCUAA
This is a messenger RNA of Neurospora crassa OR74A, 303 nucleotides long. RefSeq lists its product as hypothetical. The transcript is spliced from 3 exons. The coding region runs from base 1 to 303 and encodes 100 amino acids. Lineage: Eukaryota; Fungi; Ascomycota; Sordariomycetes; Sordariales; Sordariaceae. The record is from RefSeq and is a predicted model, not a curated record.